This is a messenger RNA of Cuscuta epithymum, 3174 nucleotides long. Lineage: Eukaryota; Viridiplantae; Streptophyta; Magnoliopsida; Solanales; Convolvulaceae. The record is from the annotation of a GenBank genome assembly.
CAGGAGGGAAGGUCUAUUUACGUUCAAGAUUCAACAUCCGGUGCCUGAUGGGUCUUGCUGGAUUUCUAUUGGAUUGGUCGCAAUCUGAUAGAAAUUCAGCAUUUUAGGCCUUCUGAGCAGCAGAGUUUUGUAUUAGGUAUAGCUUCCAUUCUGAUAAAUCCAAGAACAUGGAUCAGUUCUGUCAGAUUGGGGAGGUUGUGGGGAGCAUGCAGGCCUUAAUGGUGUUGAAGCACGACAUCGUAAUAAACACAAGGCAAUGUUGCUUUCUCUUCGACAUCUAUGUUCAGGCAUUCAACAAAAUCUCUGAUGAAAUCAAACAGCACUUAAGAUUAGACGAGAGGGGCACAAAGUGGAAACCGCUCGAGCGCCCAAUGAGAGAGCUAUACAGGAUUUUCAAGGAAGGCGAAUCGUAUAUAAUGAACUGCAUUGACAUCAAGAACCAGCUGGGGAAGGCUAUUAGUAUCCAUUCAAACAGAGAUUGCGUCGAGCUUCACAUUCACAACUUGCUCUCCUGUUUCGUGGUGGUGAUCGAGGCAAUUGAAGCAGCUGCCGAAAUCUCAGGUGGGCUCCAUGAAGAAGAUGUGCAGAAGAGGAGACUUGCACUCAUGAACAAGUAUGACACUACCAAGUGCAAUGACCCAACGCUUUUCCAAUGGAAGUAUGGGAACCAGUAUUUAGUAUCCCGAGAGAUAUGCAGCCGGUUGGAGUGCAUUUGGAAUGAAGACAGAUGGCUGCUUCUUGAGAUGUUGAGAAAGAUACAGAGCAAUAAGCUGGCGGAGAAGCUGAUCAUGAAGUUGAGCAGAGGAUUAGAGACAGAUACUAUGCUAUUACCAACUUCCCUAUUGUUGGAAGCAAGCGAUUAUCACGUGAAACGACGCAUAGGAUCAGGCGGGAGCCAUCUUAAGGAAAUCCAAUGGCUAGGAGAGAGUUUCGCACUGAGGACUUUUUACGGAGACAUUGAAGUGCUGAGACCGGAGAUCGCUAUGGCUAUGUCGAUGUCUCACCCAAAUGUGCUGCAAUACCACUGCGGAUUCUAUGAUGAAUCAAGGAAAGAGGGGUUUCUUGUGAUGGACUUGAUGAGCAAGAGUUUGGACAUUUUCAUGAAGGAGAAUUCCGGGCAAAGGAGGAGAAUGUCAUUUUCUAUCCCGGUUGCAGUUGACAUAAUGCUUCAGAUUGCAAGAGGGGUGGAGUACUUACAUUCAAGAAGCCUUUUCCAUGGUGAGUUGAAUCCAUCAAAUAUUCUUCUCAGACCAACAACCAACUCCUGCUCCUCAUCUUUGGAGAGUUAUUACUUCCAUGUGAAGGUAGCUGGCUUUGGUUUAUCCCUUCUGAAAAGCCAGUAUACUCACAGAAGCUGCCCAAGGGUAAGUGGAAUUGAUCCGGUGGUAUGGUAUGCACCAGAAGUUGUGGUUGAGCUAAGCAGCAGCAACAACACAGGCAACAUGAAGUACUCGGAGAAAGCUGAUGUGUACAGCUUUGGUAUGCUGUGUUUCCAGAUUCUGACAGGGAAAGCUCCAUUUGAGGAUGGGGUAGGCAGUGGGGAGAUAGUGCGGCCCCUUCAAGGAGAUAAAAUGGUACACAGUUUGAUGGCUGGGGAGAGGCCACUCUUCCCACACCCUUUCCCUAAAUUCCUCAUGAACUUGGUCAGGAAAUGCUGGCAAACCAGCCCCAACACACGCCCCGGUUUUUCUUCCAUUUGCAGGAUUUUACGAUACAUGAAGAAGGUCCUUGUUAUAAAUCCCGAGCAUGGUCAGCCUGGUUGUCCUCCUCCUCUUGUUGAUUACUGUGACAUUGAAGCUGGCUACUCCAAUAAAUUUGCUGCCAUAGAUGGCAUCACGCAAUCUGUUCCUUCUGUAUGUGAAAUACCAUUUCAGAUGUUUGCUUAUAAGCUUGUUGAGAAGGAGAAAACUUCAAGAAAUGGUGGCUUUCCAUUCACGACUCAAGGUCUGCCUGAUGAAGAUGAUCUCCAUGUCAUCAUGCAAAAUAAUGGUGGAACUCGUCACAGAAGAUUGGCGUGCUCGGAAGUUAUGGACAGGAAUGAUCUGGGAAUUUUUUCUGAUCAACGAUCUGUGGUCUCAGAGAUCCCACACUCAAAGCGCUUAUCUUCAGCUGAUCAAAUUUCAAUUCUAUCUGAUGAAACUACCUCAGCUUUUGCAGAUACCCCUGACUGGAGGCUACUCUCUGGGCUGCCGAAUGAUCAUCCAAGUGCGCCUUUCGUUGAGAGACGAAGAAGGAAAAGCCAUCAUUCAAUAUCCACAGAAAGCAGCAAUGAGACCAAGUCAGACAGAGGAAUGUCAUCAAAAACAAAAAUUCAGUGGUUGGCAAAUGAUGUUUCUCGAUCUACUGGGAAGAAGCAUUUAACAGCUGAGGUUGCGGGAAAGAAGAACCGUUUGACAACUAUUGACCCAAAACCUGCAUCAAAUCGUGAUGAUCAUGAGGCACAAGAAAAGAUAUCAUCAACAGAAGCUGGGUAUAAACCAAAAUGUUAUGGAGAGAAUCCAAAACUAACAACAGGCGUUACAACGACGCCAUUUCGUUCUGAAUCGACAAGAAAGAAAUUCUUAAGCAAUAUGAAAACCAAAUUUAGAUUAACCAAAAUCCCAGAAAAGAAAAUGCUCAGCUCAAUAAACCAUUCAUCAUCUACUCCCGAGGAUCCACAAAAAGCAACCACUUUAAAGCCAACCAAAUCGAAGCUCACACUGAAAAAUGCUAUAUUUAACAAUAGUUUGAAGAGCAAGCAAAAUGAAGCAGGCACAUCAAAAUGUCAAUCACCAGGAGCUUCACCUGCAAGGGUGAUAAGAACAAAUUCCUUGGGAAGAUUAUUUCAAUCCCCACUUUCUUCACCAGUACAUCCAUUAAAAGCAUCGUCACCAGCAAGAGCUACUCCCACGAGAUCCUUUAGUUUAUGUCCAUCUCCAAUCAUAAAAGGAAACAAACGCCGUUUUUGAUCCCAUAUAGACAGAUGAAUGUUGUCCGAUGAUGGAAGCACAAAUAUACGGAGUAUAUUUUUAUUUUAGACGUUGCCAUUUUUUUCCAGCACAUUGGUAUAUACUUUUUUUUAUUCACAGGUUCACCCUCCUUCCCCACUUCUGUAAGUGAAGGUCACAAAUAUGAAAUGUAAUAUAUUGAAUUUUGAAGAAAUGAUUUGCUACAACAAAGGGAAAUAAUAUGCCU